CACGCAUGCGCUGUAUGUGUUUUCGAUUGGAAGUGACUUGCCGUAGAACACCGAAGAAGUGUGUUGUCGAUGGUACAAGAAGCUGUUGAGUCGCGUAUUGUUAAGUUGCUGGUGCUCUUUAACAAAGAUGCCACGUAAAAAGGGGUUCCGGAGAUCUGAGGCGGCUAAGAGGCGCAUGGCUGUUGUCAGCCAUGUCGAGCCUCUUGUAAAAAGACCCGCAUAUGAGGUUCAGCCUCCUCUUAAAAAAAGUGCUCCUAUACCGACAAUUUAUUGUCCCAAAACUGUCAAUGAGAAAGUCCAUGUGACUGCCAAAACUGUCAAUGAGAAAGUCCACGUGACUGCCAAAACUGUCAAUGAGAAAGUCCACGCGACUGCCAAUAAAACUGUCAUUGAAACUGUCAUUGAGAAAGUCCAUGGGACUGCCAAUAAAACUGUCAUUGAGAAAGUCCAUGGGACUGCCAAUAAGACUGUCAAUGAGAAAGUGCAUGUGAUUGACAAGGUAUCUGCCAAUGAAGCUGAUAAAGUACUGGAUGGAUCAGUUAUAAGAGGAUCGUUCAGUCAAGACGAUAUGCGAUUUGGUAGUACAAGAAAUAAGCAGUGUGCGGCUAUCAGUUUAACUUCUGUACUUCAGCACUGUGUAAAAAAUGUUUUGACAUGGCAAACUGCAGAUUUGGAUAAUGUACUGAAUAAGGGAAAUGACCUUUAUGUUGUUUUAAAAAAUACAAGGCAAAUAGGAAAAGGCCAGUGUGAAUACAUAUUGAUCCCAGAACUUCCCAGAACAUGUACGUACUGUGACAAAUAUUUUGAAAUAAAGUUUGGUUCAUCUUUCGGUGGCUUUACUGAUGUUUUUGAGUAUGAUGCAGAAGUGGGAGAUUUUGCAAUGCCAUUUCAUGUAGCAGUGGAGCGAUCGCUGCGUGAUUUUGAUGCUUGUUUGGUAACUAUUGCUGCCAAUACAUGUGCAAUUAUAAAACAAGGUCACUUGUAUGCCAUUGUAGAUUCACAUGCAACCAGUUUCAUUAAUGGGCAACAAUACAGAUCUGCAACAAGCUUUGUAGCUUAUUACAGCAACAUUGAUCAUGUUAUUGGGUAUUUCUAUGACUUUGCUAAUAGGUAUGGCAAUGCAUAUAUUCCAUUUGAGGUAACCGGAAUCAAGCCCAGCUUGUGUGACACAAAUGCAGGUGCCUUUACAGUCACUAAUAGUCAAAGCAGAACAAAUGUAAAUGGUUUUAGAAGUGCAGCAAAUCCAGAUAAAUUAAUGUACCAUGACUCAAGACCUGCAGAAGGCAUAUGCAUAAAAGAUUGCAAUAAGGAACCAAAUGCACAGAAACCACUUGGUGAUAGUCAGUUGAAUAAUCAAACUGUUAUUGCUGCUGUCUCACUGGACACUGAAAGAAAACCACUCAAGGUGAUAGAUGUUAAAGCAACAGCAACUGGUAAACCCACAGCUGCUAACACAACUUGUAAGUCUAGUCAAUGCAGUGCCACAAGCACCACACCAAAGAGCAAACUUAAGCUAAUUAAGUGUAGUGAUGGUAACAGUAAACAAGAGCUAUAUGUAAGCAAAUUGGAUAAAGAAAAAUUGCGUGAUAAGAAAAAUACACAAGAAAAUGUUGAUUUGACAAAUACACAAGAAAAUGUUGAUUUGACAAAUACACAAGAAAAUGUUGAUUUGACAAAUACACAGGAAAAUGUUGAUUUGACAGAUGUCCUGUUUAAUGAGAAUGUACUCACAGAUGACAUCAUUAUUGGCAAUACUAUAAAUAAUGAGUUCAGUUUUAAGCUGUUAACAUCUGCAAAUCAAGAGGCGUUGUGUGCACGCUUACAUUUAACUAAUGAAAACCACACUGUACAGGAGGUGGGCAGAGGGGGUGCCAUGGACCUGUUGUCUGUAUUCCGGUUAAUACUACAAACAUGA
This is a messenger RNA of Misgurnus anguillicaudatus (oriental weatherfish), 1915 nucleotides long. The record is from RefSeq and is a predicted model, not a curated record. Lineage: Eukaryota; Metazoa; Chordata; Actinopteri; Cypriniformes; Cobitidae.